GGUGGCCCGUUUCUCUGCCGCGGGGGCAGCUCCCUCACCUGAGGCGGACCCCACUUGCCCUGGCAUGAGCCGGUGCCCCUGCAGCUGCUCCCCACGGCCGCCCUCCGAUUCCUGCCGCUGCAGCUACGGCGUCCUGACAGCCGCCGGACGCCCUCGCCCCUCUGACGGUUGUAAAGAAGAAAGUUCCACUGUCUCUGUCAAAAUGAAGUGUGAUUUUAACUAUAACCAUGUUCAUUCUGGAAUUAAACCGGUAAAGCCUGAUGACAGUAGAAGACAAGGUUCUUACACUACUGCGAAUUUGGAAGGUUCUUAUAAAGACUUCAUUAAAGACUAUGAAAGGUUAUCAGAUAUUGGGUCACCGAUUGUGAGCCCCAGGAUUGUAGAACUUGAAACUGAGAGCAAGCCCUUGCAUAAUAAGGAAAAUCUACAUGUACAGCAAACACUUAAUAGUUCGAAUGACAUAGAAGAACUAGAGACCAGUGGACCUUAUGAAGACAGUGGCUACUCUUCAUUUUCCCAGCAAAGUGGCCUCAGUGAACAUGAAGACAGUAGCCUUCCCCUGGUGGAAAAUUUCAGUGACAGUCCACAAUCUUGCCUGCUACGGACGCAAAGCCCAGACCAAUAUCCCAACAAAAACUUGCUGCCGGCUCUACAUUUUGAAAAAGUGGUUUGUUCAACAUUAAAAAAAAAUUGUAAACGAAAUCCUAAAAUAGAUUGGGAGAAGCUGAAGGAAUUUAUAUCCAGUGGAAAUUUUAGACUACAGAAUAUAAUUGGCAGGAAAAUGGGCCUAGACUGUGUAGAUAUUCUCAGUGAACUCUUUCGAAGGGGACUCAGACAUCUCUUAGCAAAUAUUUUGACACAGCUCAGUGAUAUGGACUUAAUCAAUGUGUCUAAAGUGAGCACAACUUGGAAGAAGAUUCUAGAAGAUGAUAAGGGGGCAUUGCAAUUGUACAAUAAAGCAAUACAAAGAAUUACCGAAAAGAACGUUAAGUUUUCACCACACGCUUCAACCAGAGAGUAUGUUUUAUUCAGAACCCCAUUAGUAUCCGUGCAAAAGUCAGCCACCCAGACUCUCCCCAAAAAAGACGCUCGAACCAAGUUACCUGAUCCAGGUGAUCAGAAAGGUUCUACUUACAGUCGACACAGUGAAUUCUCUGAGGUUGCCAGAACUUUGAAAAAGAAUGAAAGCCUCAAAGCCUGUAUUCGCUGUAAUUCACCUGCAAAAUACGAUUGUUAUUUACAACGGGCAACCUGUAAACGAGAAGGCUGUGGAUUUGAUUAUUGUACAAGGUGCCUGUGUAAUUAUCAUACCACUGAAGACUGUUCAAAUGGCAAGCCCCUAAAAGCCAGUUAUAAAAUGGGUCCUUUGCCUGGUACUAAGAAAAGCAAGAAGAAUUUACGACGACUGUGA
Molecule: messenger RNA, 1411 nt
Organism: Eubalaena glacialis (North Atlantic right whale)
Lineage: Eukaryota; Metazoa; Chordata; Mammalia; Artiodactyla; Balaenidae
Gene: FBXO5
Product: F-box protein 5
Exons: 5
Coding region: 65-1411 (448 amino acids)
Biological process (GO): regulation of mitotic nuclear division; negative regulation of meiotic nuclear division
Cellular component (GO): nucleus
Molecular function (GO): protein binding
Source: RefSeq, a predicted model, not a curated record